Molecule: messenger RNA, 1449 nt
Organism: Botrytis fragariae
Lineage: Eukaryota; Fungi; Ascomycota; Leotiomycetes; Helotiales; Sclerotiniaceae
Exons: 4
Coding region: 1-1449 (482 amino acids)
Molecular function (GO): protein binding
Source: RefSeq, a predicted model, not a curated record
AUGGGUUAUCACGAGAAUGUUUGUCAAAUUUGUGCUGUAUCAUUCAAUCUAGCAAGGUGCCGCACAAAAUAUGAACCACCAGAGGCUGCUUGGGGCUAUUCGACUGGUUUGUAUUAUGCUGGAGAAGCGGAAACCUGCUUUGAUUUGUCAGAAGAAACUGGCUGUGAGGAAACUUCUAUAAAUGGACGAACAAAUGCGCAUAUUGCUGGUCCAAAUUGUGUUUUCGAUGGGGGCUACAGUGGAUAUCGUAUAUCAGUGGCACAAAUGAAGGAUAUGAGGCUAUCUCGUUACAUCAUUAAGAAACCAGAAAACCUCUCUGAAGAGGAAGGUGCACCAGACUAUGAAAAAUGCAGUGAUUACUUUAUCACCAAUCAGUCAAUCAGCACCCAAGAUGAUUGGGAGCCGGGUGCCUUACCCCGUUACCGUUACGGUGUCAAUUCGUUCAUGGCUAUGAAUUGUGAGAUUAUCGAGGAAGACGGGUUCUCUCGUGGCGUUCCAGUUCACGAUUCAUGCUGGAAAAUCUUCGAACGUGUUUCAAGAAUUCGACUGGGGAGGGUUGACCUCCAAGGAUUUAUGGCCCUUUGGCAUAGGUCUGCAUGCUCAAAUUGUGGUUUCCAAAAUAUCAAACAGGAAUCCAUAUUAAGAGAGUGCAAACAGCAGUGGUGGAGUCAUAUUCCUGGCUCGGAAUAUCUUGCGGCCAAUCCUCACGACAUUCCGGGAUUUUCUCUCAUAUUAUCAGAGGCAUAUGAACAUCAAAGUCAUUGUGAUAAGAGUAAGGGCUCUGUUUGGCGCAAGAAACAAUUCAAUGGAAAUGUAUCGCAGCUAUAUGUGAACUCAACAGAUCAUUUUAACAAGCUCCCGAUCGAACUCAGGCACAUAAUUUUAUACCAACUUGAAUCUAAGGAUAUCGCAAACCUCCGCCUGGUAAGUCGCGCAUUUCGUCAACUCCCCCAGCAGCUGUUUAGACAUCUCCUUGUGAAGGAGCUUCCAUGGUUCUGGGAGAUCGAUCAGAUUCAACAACGCAAAAUGGAACAAUAUCGAAAAAUGCUCCUCGAUCUAUAUGGAAAAGAUCUCGCGGGACUUGAGGGAAGAGACGACUUUGAGUAUGUGCAAUUUGUUAAAGAUUGUGUCGCUAUGAAACCGCCAAGUUUUGUUUGGAAGCGAGUUUAUGAUCGAGUCAAACUUUUGCAGAAAGGGAACCUGAGCGUGAGGAAUAGGGUAAGAGUCUGGGGAUUAGCGGAGAGAAUAGCUGAACGCAUUGGUCAUUUGAGAGGUAUGGAAAUUGCCGGAAAAGGGUACAAUCCAAGGUACGAUGAGGAUAAUUUGCAGGUCAAGCCUACGAAGCAAGAAGUUGAUAGUGGCGCCGUCAAUCAUGGGCAUGAAUGUAGUGAGUGUAAUUACUACCAGGUUGAGAGAAUGGAGGAUAUCGAGCGAAUGCUAGAUGCAUAG